Messenger RNA from Hemicordylus capensis (graceful crag lizard), 1712 nucleotides. RefSeq names its product protein tyrosine phosphatase 4A1 (gene PTP4A1). Lineage: Eukaryota; Metazoa; Chordata; Lepidosauria; Squamata; Cordylidae. The transcript has 5 exons. The coding region runs from base 34 to 555 and encodes 173 amino acids. Gene Ontology annotation, biological process: protein dephosphorylation. Gene Ontology annotation, molecular function: protein tyrosine phosphatase activity. The record is from RefSeq and is a predicted model, not a curated record. Gene Ontology annotation, cellular component: nucleus.
UAUUCUAAGUAGUACCAGUUUAACUAAAUUAACAUGGCCCGAAUGAAUCGCCCAGCUCCUGUGGAAAUCACUUACAAGAAUAUGAGAUUCCUUAUAACUCACAAUCCAACCAAUGCAACCUUAAACAAGUUCAUAGAGGAACUUAAGAAGUAUGGAGUUACUACCGUAGUGAGAGUAUGCGAAGCCACUUACGAGACUGCUCCAGUAGAAAAGGAAGGCAUUCAGGUUUUGGACUGGCCCUUUGAUGACGGAGCACCACCAUCUAUCCAGAUUGUUGAUGAUUGGCUAAACCUCCUAAAAGUUAAAUUUCGUGAAGAGCCUGGCUGUUGCAUUGCUGUACACUGUGUUGCUGGUCUUGGAAGAGCACCUGUAUUAGUUGCCCUUGCACUCAUUGAAUGUGGAAUGAAGUAUGAGGAUGCAGUGCAGUUCAUAAGACAGAAGCGACGUGGAGCUUUUAACAGCAAGCAACUUCUCUACUUGGAGAAAUAUCGUCCCAAAAUGCGCCUGCGUUUUAAAGACUCAAAUGGUCAUCGGAACAACUGUUGCAUUCAGUAAAACCAAGCUGCCUAUGUUGCUGCUUUGGAAGGUGACAUGGAAAAUUACAUGUAUGUCUGACUAGGUUACAUGAAGCUUCUAUAGGAUUAGGCAAAUAUGUUGGCAGGAGAGCAACUUCGUUUAGAUAACCAUCUUUUUAGAGAACAGGAAAUGUACAUGGCCUUUUAAAAUGUCUUAUUAGUAAUUUGUAUCAGUAAACUAUCCUUAAUCAUGCAGUUCAUUUUUUCUUUGAAGUCCCAAUAGUCAAAUCUACCAUUACUUGUAUAGAGAUUAGGUGCCAAAAGUCCAGCACACUAUUUCUGUAUACUACACUGUAGUUCCCUAGUAACUACAACUAUCUGGAUCUUUGCCCUCUUCACAGCUGUUACUCCUGGUUUUGUGGAUAGGGCUUUGUAGAGUAAUCUACCUGUUCACUGUUUGUUUCCCACAAUUGCACUAGAACGAAUAUCAGGAUUUGCACACAAUUUACUGACUUAGUCACUUUUGGUGUCUACUUUUGUUACUUAACCCUUUCCAUUCAUAUACAUUAUCCGGUUACUCAUAGAAAAUAAUCCUUCACGCUGUACAGAAGCACACAAGUCUUUAAUGUCUCCAGACAAAAAGCCUUACAGUUAAAUAAAUACUGGCACUUAAUGUGCGACUUAAAACAGAGGGCCUGUAAAAGGAUGGGAGGGGACUAAUUAAUAUUUCUAGUAAAAUGUUGCCUUUUGUCUUGUGCAGGAAGUAUAGGAUAUGCCCUUUACUUUAGUAAAUAUUUUUUUAAAUGUAGAAAUGCUUUAUUGUAGCUGAAAAUUCUUAAUCAUAAAAUUUCUGAAAAUCUUGUAAUUUCUUUUACUGUACUGAUUGAAAGUUGUUUACCAACUAUGGCUUUGUUGGAAGUGAUUUUGUGUUUUUCCUUGAGUUUCUGCCAUGAAUCUGGCAGAUCUCUGUAAUAUUUUGUAUGCCUUUUGAGCUGCGUAACUUAAUAUUUGGAUACUUGAUAAUUUGUUAUGUAAUUGAUAAAAUGGUGGUGUGUAUUAAUGUUCAACCAUAUAUUUAUACUGUCUUGGGAAUGUGUGGUUAUAGUACUGUGGGAGAAAUAAUUUGCCAGUGUUCACCAGCUUGUAAAAUCUAGUGCGAAAGCUCAAACAUCUAAAUAAACUAAAAGCUGCAUUUCA